Bolinopsis microptera is the source of this 1932-nucleotide messenger RNA. RefSeq names its product F-box/LRR-repeat protein 4-like. The transcript has a single exon. Lineage: Eukaryota; Metazoa; Ctenophora; Tentaculata; Lobata; Bolinopsidae. Gene Ontology annotation, molecular function: protein binding. Gene Ontology annotation, biological process: SCF-dependent proteasomal ubiquitin-dependent protein catabolic process. Bases 64 to 1887 code for a protein of 607 amino acids. The record is from RefSeq and is a predicted model, not a curated record. Gene Ontology annotation, cellular component: SCF ubiquitin ligase complex.
CAUUUUAUUGGUCGCUGAAUAAUAAAAUAACAAUCAACUGUGACUCUAUUUCCUUGAUAUAGGAUGGCUUAUGAACAGUAUCCUGUUGCUGUGAGGAGUUUUAGCAGUGAAUAUGGACCACCUUAUUCAUCGAAUCAAGUUCUGAGAAAUGUUUGUGGUCAAAAAUCUGAUGCAUCUCAUUAUGGUGAUAAUCAGUAUGCUGCUGCAUUUCGUCGUUACGGUGAUUUUCAUCUACACCGUCCAUCUUACAUUGCGUUUCCCUGCUUGUUGUCUCCAAAAUGGUUUCCCUAUACCGACUUUAUGGAAUGCUCAUUUUCCCAGCCUGUCCUUGCAGUGUCUGUUCAAAUAUCUGAGAACUUUUUCCCAGGAUCAGUUAGAAGAAUUUUAGCAGCAAGACAUGGUUGCAUCGAAGAUAAAGGGGUUGCAAAACAUUGGCAAGUUCUUUGGCAGUAUAAUGAGUCAGCAGAAAAUUCAAAAUGUUGCUCUUUUGCUUACCACUUUCAUGUGAUAACUUUUCCAAAGACUUUGAUUCCAGUUGAUACCAUUCGGAUAGAAUUUGAUUUUACUGAGUCAAUUUAUUACUAUCAAUUGGAAGCAGUCAAAUUGAUAGGAGAGAAGUAUAUCGAAAGGCUGGACUGCGAUCCAAUGGAACACAAUUCAGAUGGGUUUGGAAACAGAUUUGAACAAUACAAGAUUUCUAAUGAGAUAACUUCUAAAAAUCUUAUGAAACAUACUCGUGAUGAUAUCAUUGACAUUGACUAUUCUUCUCCUAUUGUUUCAGUCUCAUCAGAUGAGUCUCAAGGCAUUGAUUCUCUACCAAGUGAAAUCCUCAUCAAAAUAUUGGGAUUUCUUGAUAUUGAUGAUCUUAGCCGUGCAACUCGUAUUAACAAAUUAUUUUACAACUUAUCGAAAGAUCCAGGUUUAUAUACUUGUAUCAAUCUACGCCCAUUCUACAGAUUCUUAGUAGAUGAAUCAAUAAUACAUAUUUCAAAGAAGUGUGCUGCCCUUCAAAAGCUAGACCUAUCUUGGUUGGGAUCGAAUAAUCAAAUUUCUACUCCUGCUUUAUGCACUUUCCUCAGAAACGUUCCUAAUAUAACUGAAUUGAGAGUGUCUUCCUGUCAAAUGCUAGCCUCUUCUGUUUUAGAGACUUUGGCAAUUUAUUGUUCAAAUCUUAAACUGUUAGACAUAUCAUAUUGUAGCAAUGGACUUCACUUAUGUGUAUCAUGGUUGACAAACUUAAAAAGAUUAAAGUAUCUGGACAUGGCACAUACCUUAAUUACAACUUCAGAGUUGUUGUGUUUGUUGGAUAAAAUGAAAAACCUUGAAUGGCUGCUACUUGGUUCACCGUCCCUUAUCGCUGACCAAGAUGCUGUGAUAAGUUCAAUCACUGAUAACUCAUGUGGUCCACUCAAAGGUAUUGAAUUGUGGUACUGGGAUAAAAUCAGUUUUAGCUUUAUUUCACAGUUUUUGUAUUGUCAUGGACGAACUUUAGUUCAGUUGGAUCUAGGCUGGUGUUUAAACAUUGGAGUAAAUGACAUUUUACCAAAUGUUGCAAGUGCUUGUCCUAAUCUUGUUGUUCUGCUCCUUACUGCUCACCACGAAACAACUGACGCUGGUUUAGUUGAUCUCUCUAAAGGAUGUUUGCUAUUGGAACAGCUUGACCUUCUUGGUUCGAGAAAUAUAACAUUGUCUUUUUUACAGACAUUGAUUAUGGCAUGUGAAAACCUCUCAUUUUUGGAUGUUUCGUAUUGUGCUAAACUAUCAAUUGAAGACGUUGCUAAUUUACAAACACUCAGCUCAAAUAUUUCUAUCAAACAUGUUCAAACUUAUCUACAUGAAUCCAAUUUUUUUCGUGAUAGUGACGAUAGAAGCUUUGUAGGGUUUUGACUCCGAAUGUCCCAACACCUAACAUUAUGGUUAAUGAGCGUUGAA